Molecule: messenger RNA, 723 nt
Organism: Linum tenue
Lineage: Eukaryota; Viridiplantae; Streptophyta; Magnoliopsida; Malpighiales; Linaceae
Source: the annotation of a GenBank genome assembly
AUGCAGCUGAGAGAAUCCAUAGACAAGACCAAGACUUUCUUCCAAACCACUCUUUUAACCCUCAAGUCCCUCCUCUUUGGUGGGUACCAGAAGCUGCCCAAGCCUCCAUUCAACAACCCUUUCUCAUGUGGAACUGGGUUCAACCCGGAUCACAUAGCAGAUCAUGAGUACUACACCAACUUCUGCAAUGAAUUGGAGUGUGAUCUUGAGAAAGUCAUGAAGCUCAAAACCACCAACCACAAACCAAUCAUGGCUCCCAAGGAGACACCAGCAGCACCAAGUAGGGAAGCUCAUCGUCAAUCCACUACUUGCCAUGUGAGCCCAAUUAAGGCUGUCUCAACCAGUCCAGUGAAGAAACCGCAGAAGAAGCAGCACAAGGAUGAGAAGAGCACCAGCAAGCGAAGCAAGAAACUUGGUGGUCAAGAAGAAGAAGAGCAAUGUUCAUCCAAGAAGCAGUUGAAGAAGAAGAAGAUGAGCAAUGAAGAGAGUUAUGCCUUGGCAAGGAAGAUGAAGGAACUUGAGAUGAUCGAUGUGAGUGAUGUUGAACAUGUUUUGGAUGUGGAAGAAGCGCUUCAUUACUAUUCAAGACUCAAGAGCCCUGUCUAUCUCGACAUCGUUGACAAGUUCUUCACUGAUAUGUACCAAGAAUUCACCAUCCCUCAUCAAGCUUCUGUUGCUUCAGUCAACAGCUCAAGAAGAAGACUUGGUUCCUUUAGAUUAUAG